Diospyros lotus (date-plum) is the source of this 752-nucleotide messenger RNA. RefSeq names its product SKP1-like protein 1B. Gene Ontology annotation, biological process: SCF-dependent proteasomal ubiquitin-dependent protein catabolic process. The record is from RefSeq and is a predicted model, not a curated record. Gene Ontology annotation, cellular component: cytoplasm; nucleus. Bases 117 to 584 code for a protein of 155 amino acids. The transcript is spliced from 2 exons. NCBI's taxonomy places the organism in Eukaryota, Viridiplantae, Streptophyta, Magnoliopsida, Ericales, Ebenaceae. Gene Ontology annotation, molecular function: cullin family protein binding.
AUUUCGGCCCCUUAACCUUUGAGUACCGAUCGUUAUCUCUCUUCUUUCCUAGCAUCUUCUAUUCUCCCUCUUAGGGUUGGAGGUUGGUCGUUCAAUACCAGGUCCAAUCGGGAGCCAUGUCGACAUCGAAGAUGAUCGUGUUGAAGAGCUCGGACGGCGAGACCUUCGAGGUGGAUGAGUCGGUCGCGGUGGAGUCACAAACCAUCAAGCACAUGAUCGAAGAUAACUGUGCCGACACUGUCAUUCCUUUACCGAACGUUACGAGUAAGAUCCUUGCAAAGGUUAUCGAGUACUGCAAGAGGCACGUUGAUGCGCCCAAGUCUGAAGACAAGGCCGCGGAGGAAGAACUCAAGAGUUUUGAUGCCGAGUUCGUCAAAGUGGACCAGGCCACGCUGUUCGAUCUUAUCCUGGCAGCCAAUUAUCUUAACAUUAAGAGCCUGCUGGAUUCAACAUGUCAGACGGUGGCUGAGAUGAUCAAGGGGAAGACUCCGGAGGAGAUUCGAAAGACCUUCAACAUCAAGAAUGACUUCACUCCUGAUGAAGAAGAAGAGGUCCGCAGGGAGAAUGCGUGGGCAUUUGAGUAGGAACUUAAAUUGGAUGUGCAAUGUGUGUCCAUAUUAUAAUAGGAGUUAUAUUUCAGAACAGUUACGUUGCUGUUUUACUUUCUGCUGGUAAAUGUAUGGCGUCUGAAUGCUCUGGAAGAACUUAUGCUUUUUCCUUGUGGGAUUUUAACAAAUUUGAACUUUGUCUGU